Messenger RNA from Iphiclides podalirius (scarce swallowtail), 549 nucleotides. The record is from the annotation of a GenBank genome assembly. Lineage: Eukaryota; Metazoa; Arthropoda; Insecta; Lepidoptera; Papilionidae.
AUGACAGAUUUAAAGAAAAGAAUUAAAAAAGAGAUUAAUAAUGAUAAUAAAGAGAAUGAUUUUAAUCAUGUGAAAGACAAGGAACCUUUAAAUCUUAACAUACCACUUAGAGUACUAUCCAGAAUUGUUGUCAUAAGUGCACUUCUUCUAGUUGUUUAUUUUACCUCUAGAGACGAAAAACUCGAAACAUUUGCAAAGCAGUUCGAGGUGGUAAAGGAUAAAAUUAAGUUUACAAUAGCUCAUCAUUUUGGUGUCUUGCCAAGUAAAAUUUACUUAACUCAUCCAACAUUUUUUUCUGAAAUUACCUCAAAACCCCCUGUUACACUUCACGAUCAAUAUUGGCACCCACAUGUAGAUAAAGAAACUUAUAAAUCGUUCCAUUAUACAACAUUACUGUACCUAAGUAACUAUAAUGUCGACUUUGAAGGUGGACCGGAUUUAGGGGAGGGCAACCGGGGCAACAGCCCCGGAGCCUCCACAAAAGAGGGCCCCCACUUAAAGACCAGAAUAGGCCUCCACUCCUUUGUUGCCCCGAGGCCUCCAGACCUC